Molecule: messenger RNA, 1101 nt
Organism: Saccharomyces paradoxus
Lineage: Eukaryota; Fungi; Ascomycota; Saccharomycetes; Saccharomycetales; Saccharomycetaceae
Gene: EOS1
Product: Eos1p
Exons: 1
Coding region: 1-1101 (366 amino acids)
Biological process (GO): cellular response to oxidative stress; protein N-linked glycosylation
Cellular component (GO): endoplasmic reticulum membrane
Source: RefSeq, a predicted model, not a curated record
AUGACUUGGAUAUUAAGUACUAGUAUGGGCCCUCAUGAGGACAAGUAUGCCAAGCAUGACCGAGCGACCUUUAAAAAAACGUAUAGUUCCAUGAAAACGCUGUCUUUGAACCAUUUAACUGCUAAGCAACAUAUGCUUAUGGCCCUUUGCAGGGAUAUAUCCCUUUUACCGCCGUUAACCUACAUCUUCACAUCUCUUCGGAAGGCUUGGAGAGUGUCCAUGCGCACUAGUAUAACGCUUUACGAGCCGCAAUCGCUGAGAGAUGCGUUCACCUAUUUCUGGCAAAAGCUUAAUAGCGCUUACGAUAACAACUCAUCAUUUGAAGGGACGUCACAAGAGGCUGUGAGCGGUGACAGUAAGGAUUCGCUCCUUUUGUCCGCACUCACCACAGCCAGAGCGUCCGAGUAUCUUCUUUGCUCGCUUUGGUGCUUGGUUUCCUUAUACCUCUCGUAUGCCAUUCUCGACUCUUUGAUGGUCCGCUGGAUCGUCAAAUACUCUACUGUAGCCGCCAUCUUAAGGAUGUUUUCCAUGUCAUUGAUCAUUGUCACGUUAGAGCUUCUCCUUCUGUCGUCUUUGUCUCCAGAACUCGACUAUUUUUUGCAUACGUGGAUACUCAUUAGUUGUGUGCUAACAGCGGUGUACAUUUGGCAAAGUUAUCUUACUUCAGAUCUGAGGUACAUCAGGAACCAGGAAGGUGAAGUGCAAGAAGACACCAAUGUUCCAGAAGAGACAGAAGACUAUGAUGACGGUGAAGAUGACGGUGAUGAAGACUCACAUGUUGUCUUAGCAGACGAAAAUACGGCGGAUAUUCCUUCCAACGAUAUUCUCUCCGAUAACAGUGAUGACGGAUUGUUUUCUGUUAAUAGAUCCUCAAGCUCUCAUUCGCAAAGCCCUAAAAGACCAAAAAAAUAUCCAAAAAAAGCAUUUAACUUUACCACCAAGCGAACGAUAGAUUUAUAUAAAAUUACUGUUCUCUGUGUCGUUCCUGUGGGACUAGCUAGUUUUAUCACCAUGCUAGGUUUGCUGCGAAACCUGUUCAUCCAAAGAUUGGAUGUAGAGCAAUUAGAAAGAAUACUGCAUGAAAUGCAUCCUCCCGCAUAA